Messenger RNA from Saccostrea echinata, 2383 nucleotides. RefSeq lists its product as uncharacterized. The transcript has 3 exons. Lineage: Eukaryota; Metazoa; Mollusca; Bivalvia; Ostreida; Ostreidae. The coding region runs from base 50 to 2179 and encodes 709 amino acids. The record is from RefSeq and is a predicted model, not a curated record.
AGAGGCAGAAUAUAGUGUGGGAAUCAAGACCAGUACACAUAGUUUUAUAAUGGCAGUCUUCAGAUGUCGAUACAAACUAAAACCUAAAGUAGUGGCCAUAAGUUCCUUCCUUUGCAUUGCUCUGACUGUACAUUACUUCAUUUCGUCCAAUUUUAGGACUAAAAGCCAAACCAAUUCCUUUGGAAGGAAGUCUUACUCUAGAGUUUAUAUGUCUAAUGAUGCUCAAAAUCCGAAUCAACAGAUUGAGGUUUGUAGGAUACACCAGCUACCACUUUACAGCCGAGAAAUCGAACAUGCUAUUCAACCAAUGGAUAAACCUCUUGUAUGCAAUGGAACCAACCUGUUUUAUUUUAAAGACAAUAUUUUAUCAAUAAAUAUGAGUGUCUUGUACCCGAUUCAUAAUACCAUAGAUUUGUACGAAUUUAAAUCUAGAAAGUUGGAAAAUAAACCAGUUAUAAAAGCAUGUGAAUAUAGGGGAAUAGAAAGAGUGACAGAUUCAUUUUUCACAUACACGGAGAGUAUCAUCAAAGAAAAGGAACCAUUUAACUUCCUAAUCAAGCAUGACUUUGUACGAGUGAAAUGUCUGUUAAAUUCCACUGUCAAUUUAAUCAACGCAGAUGAGAACGAGACUGAAAAAAAUGUUGACAGUGACGGCUCUUAUAACGAAGCUGACGAGAGGAUCGAAUCGGAAAGGAACAUCUUUGAGGAGUAUCUCGUAGAUUUUGACCAGUUUUUAGUCCAAGUUUAUCCUCGAGAGGAGGUUUUUAAAAGAGCCUCCGCCUUGCCAGAUUCACUCGGUUCGGAUCAGAUGAAUGUGAUGCUGAUUAUUUUGGAUUCUAUGUCUCACAUGUCAUUCCGUAGAAAACUGCCAAAAACUUACAGCUUUUUAAAGAAAAAUUUAGCGUCAACAAUUCUGAAUGCAUAUAAUAUUGUUGGUGAUGCUACUCUAGCAGCAUUGAUACCAAUUUUAACAGGUAAAACAGAACUCAAGUUACCUGAAGUUAGAAAAAGCCAGGAAGACUCUUAUUACAUGGACAUUUAUCCAAUGAUCUGGAAGGAGUUUAAGAAAAAGGGAUAUGUCACCAUGUUUGCUGAGGACGAACCUUCAAUUAGUGCUUUUAACCUUAGAUUAAAUGGUUUUAAGGAAUCCCCAGUGGACCACUAUAUGAGACCAUUUUGGCAGGCCAUCUGGGACUCUGAACUCCGAGAAAGGAGCAAAAGAUAUUGCACAGGUGGUACGCCACAUCAUAAGUUUUUAUUAGAAUACCUGAAAGACUUCUAUGUGAAAUAUCAGAAUAUUUCCAAGUUUUCCUUGACAUUUUUGGCCGAAUUGACUCAUUGGGAUAAUAACCCAGGAGAAUAUUUAGAUAUGGAUUUUAUGAAAUCGCUGAAAAUGUUCAGCAAGUUGGGAUUUCUGGACAAUACUCUACUGAUUGUGAUGGGGGACCAUGGUGCUAGAUACGGGAGGAUCAGACGUACAUUACAGGGGAAAAUAGAAGAGAGGCUGCCCUUCAUGAGUCUUCAUUUUCCUCAUCGAUUUAAACUUACACAUCCUCAUUUGAUUAAACUUCUUUCAAAAAAUGCAAAUCGACUGACAACACCUUUUGAUGUUCAUGAAACACUUAGGGAUGUCAUUGACUUGUCAAGGUUGUAUAAACCUGUGAUACCUAGCAGAGGAAUUAGUCUCCUUCAGGAGAUUCCGGCCAAUCGUAAUUGUGCGUCUGCUCAUAUUGACCUACAUUGGUGUUCAUGUUUAGUGCAAAGUAAGGUGGACGCAAACAGUGAUAAUAUAAAAGUCAUGGCAGAUGAACUUCUUCAUUAUAUCAAUGAUUUGACACUGCCAUUGAGGGACUCAUGUCAUGAGCUUUCAAUUCUUAAAAUAAAAUCUGCAAAUUUAAUUAGUCCUAAUGAAAAAGUUUUGAAAUUUUUGAAAACAGUGGAUGCUGAUCAGAGAGUGGCCAACUUUAGUUCAGAAAUAAAUGUAGAUGUAGCACAUUACCAAAUAACCAUGGAAACACUUCCAAACUAUGCACGAUACGAGGGCACAGUGACAAAGAACUUGAAAGACAACAAAUAUGAAGUUUUCCGCAGCGUCAGUAGGUUAGAUCACUAUGGCAACCAGUCUGCCUGUGUGAUGAAACAGUAUCCAGAUCUCAGAAAAUUUUGUCACUGCAGAUGAUAUUCAUUGAGUUUUGAUAAACUGUUCUCACAUAUCAUGGAUACAAAAUCAGGUUAGAUGUGUUCUUUAGGUGGGUUAACAGGUAACUGACCAUGGUUAGUGAACGAAACUCCUGAAUGUAUACUUCCAGGAAUGCAGGCAGCAGUUACUGGCCUUUGAAAUUUUAGGGUUAUUAAUUAAUUUGAGAUUCGGGACAUAUAGUUU